AUGUCAUUGCGGUCCGCGGCGGCCGAGGCUGGCGAGGGUCUGCGGCUGUCGGCCUCGUACGACAUCAAGUCGCGCGCGUCUUCGGCUUCGCUAGUGUCAAUCUCCCCGGCUUCAGCCAGCCGGUCGCGCAGCCUGGCCGCGCCAUCGUCGCGCCACCGCUCAGUACCACAUGACGUACCGUUGCGCUUCCACUGGGCCGGCUAUCUACAGAAACGCAGCGAUUGGCUUAAGCACUGGGAGACCUACUAUUUCGUCUUGCGGGGCCGGUCGCUCUACUGCUAUCUGUCCGAGGAGGACGCACGCCGUCAGAAUGCCAAGUCCAAAAUCAAGAAAGGCAAAUUCGGGUUCUCAGACCGUGUCUCUCUCGUUAAGGCCUGGGACGUCGAGGAAGUGCUAGGCGCGGCCAUCAGUAGUACAUCUGGCCAAGCAGGAUCUGCGGCUUCUACACCCGUGGCCGGGGCUGGCCCGUCCGGGGAGACCGGGCCGGACUCUGUAGCUGCGACGAGCUCGUCCUCGGCCAAUGACCCAGACUCCGAGUCGGCCUUCAGGUUCACGCUGGCCACGCAGAAGGGCCAUCAACUGCACUUCCGCACCAACUCGGAGGCCAGCAAACACACGUGGCUGCAGUUCGUGGCCAACGCUAUAGCCGAUUAUGAUCUCUCGGGCCACAUGCGGCCGGCCGUACAGCGACUACGCACCAACGUGGAGGAUUUCUACCGAGGAUACGAGUACUUUUACGCAGCUCUCUGCGCCAGGGUGGCGGCCGACGAACGAGGCGUACAAAUGGACGUACCGGCGUCGCCAUCGGCAGCAGGGCCGGGUACUCCGGGCGGGGCCACAGAGGAGACGGACAGAUCCAGCCUCACGUUGACGUUACCAAGCGGCAAGAAGCCGACGGCCUCGUUCAUGUCGGUGGCCCCCAACCAGCCUCUGGCCAAGACGAACGUGCUUCCCCCAAUGGACCACGUUCUAGUCCGUUUCUUCUCUCUGUUAAAAUCCGACGUGAUCCUACGUAGCAAUUACCUCCCCAUGGUGCCGUUCGAGGGCAAAUACCGCGGCUUCGGCGGUAUCCUCGAGUAUUUCUCACGACUGUCCCAAUCUGUGCAAGUGGAACAGUUUAUCGUGGAGAGUAUUCAGAUGGAGGAGGAAGAGGAACAGGACGAUAGUCCAGACUUCGAACCGCGUCACCGUCGGAACCGCAACCGGGUCGUAGUCAUCUCUGGAACGGAAACGAUGCAGGUACGAUACAACCAGACCACGUUCAUGCAACAAUGGACACACAAACUGCACUUCAAGCCGAACGACGGCGGCCGAGUGAGUCGCUGGGAGAUUUUCGGCGAUGUUGUGGCCUCCAGCGUCGUCUUUAAAGCACCUGGCUGCACGACGAACCUCACGUUGCCGUCUCUGGCCGAGCGUAUCCGCGAGUCUGUCGUCGGCGGAUACGUGGUUUCUAUCAAUCUGUACCAGAUCACUGAUGUCCGGUCGCGCGAGCUGCAAGGCGACGAGUUUUUCGUACGCUGUUCGCUGGAUACCAACGAGUUUGAAGGCGUGUGGCACACAGAGGCGCAGUCUCGAGCGGCCCCGCCAGUGGAGUGUCCGGCCGACUCAAGCGAGCUCACACCGUCGUGGUCGUACAGCUACCAACAGGAAUUGUUCUUGCAGUUCGAUCGCUUGUCACGCGAUGACAACACAGUGCUGCUCAUUGAAUGUUGCCGCAACUCGAACCACGAGGUUGUUGCUCGUACUCACGUGAACCUGGCCAAGUUUCUGAACGGGAGCAGUAGCGGCGGUGGGUUUAGCUCUGGCAGCACGAUUUCCAGUCGCCUAAUGGGACGACGAAGUCGGAAGAAAACGACGAGUAACGCGUCCAGGGCAGGAGAACUACAGAGCUACGUGCUGUCCAAUGACCACCAGAGUUUCUUUGGAAAACUCCAACUAGGUCUCACGAUCUCGUCCAUGUCGCAUCGCUCGAUCUCGCAGCGGUCCUCGACCUCGAGUUUCCGAGAUAGCUAUCGAGACAGCUUUUGCUCCGAUGACGGCACUGUGGGAGCGGCGUCUCUGGCGUCGUUCGAGAGCCCGUCGGCCGCACGCACCAGCUUUCGCUCGUUCACGAAGCUCACGCAGCAGUUCGCGCCCUCAGGAGAGGAAGUCAUGCACCAGUUUGUGAUUAACGGCGUGCGCUAUCAAUUAGCCGAGAAGUACCGCAUGGUCAAGAUCGUAGGCAAAGGCACGUACGGCGAGGUGAUCGCAGCGAGCGACUUUGUACACGGCGGCACGUUUGCGAUCAAGAAGCUGGGCCAGUUCCUGCGGCAUCCCAAGGUGGCGCUGCUGGCUCUGCGUGAGAUCAAGCUGAUGAGCGAGAUCGGCACGCACCCGUGCCUUAUGGGCUUCCACGAGCUGCAGCGACCUCUGGACUUUGAGCACUUUGAAGACCUGUACAUCAUCCAGCCGCUUAUGGAGACGGACUUGUGUCGUAUUAUCCACUCGAAGGAGAGUUUGAGCGACGACCAGGUGCAGUAUUUCCUCUACCAAAUGCUCUGUGGCAUCCACUAUCUGCACUCCGCCGACGUGUUGCACCGUGAUAUUAAACCGAGUAACAUUCUCGUGAAUUCGGAUUGUCGGAUCAAGAUCUGCGACUUCGGAUUGGCACGACACGCGAACGACCGAGAUCUGGCUGAAGGACUGUCGGAGUAUGUGGUGACAAGGUGGUAUCGUGCUCCGGAACUGCUACUGGCGAACGCGUACACCAAGGCGAUCGACAUGUGGUCGAUUGGCUGCAUCUUCGCUGAGCUCUUGGGACGACGUAUCAUGUUCCCCGGAACGUCAUACGUAGACCAGCUGAAGGUCAUUGUGGACAUUGUAGGAACGCCGACGACGUUCAGUUUCUGCGAUAACCCCGUGGCACGGCGCUAUGCUGGAAGACAGUUCUUGCUUCAGAAUCCCCAUGUACCCAAGGUGGACUGGGCUCAGAUCUUUCCGGAAGCUAAUCCGGACGGGUUGGAUCUGCUAGAUCGGUUACUACAGUUUGACCCGGCUAAGCGUAUCACGGCCGCCGAGGCGCUGGAACACCCGUACGUGAGUCAGUGGCGAGAUCCGCUGCUGGAACAGCCGUGCAAUGCCGACGUUGCGACCAAGUUGACGCAGUUCGACUACGCGCAGAUGACGUACGAUCCGCAAGCACUUAAGGAAUUGCUGUACCAAGAGGUCAUGAAGGCGCAGCAUCCGCCCUCACAACACCAGGAGACCAUUGCCGAGUAG
Messenger RNA from Phytophthora infestans T30-4, 3258 nucleotides. RefSeq names its product serine/threonine protein kinase. Bases 1 to 3258 code for a protein of 1085 amino acids. The record is from RefSeq and is a predicted model, not a curated record. NCBI's taxonomy places the organism in Eukaryota, Oomycota, Peronosporomycetes, Peronosporales, Peronosporaceae. Gene Ontology annotation, molecular function: MAP kinase activity; ATP binding. Gene Ontology annotation, cellular component: nucleus; cytoplasm. Gene Ontology annotation, biological process: protein phosphorylation; intracellular signal transduction. The transcript has a single exon.